CGCCAUUUUGUAUCGUUAUUAGUAUUUUAAAUGAAUCGAAUAUAAAUAGAUUUUGAAUGAAAGAUUCCAAUAGAACAUAUAACAUUGGAUUCAUUCAAUGGUCGUAUGCAAAUGAAUUAAUAUGAUAUAAAUAAAAUAUAAAUAAGAUAAAAUAAGAAAAAUAAAAGAAAAAAGGAAUUAGUAAGAGAUAUAAGAAGAUUGAAAUAGGAGAGGUGGUCAGAGAAAACGUGAUCGUUGUUAAAACAUGAUCGUUUGAAUUUGAUCGUCGUUUCCAAUUUCGCCAGACAUAAAAUUAUUCGCCAAGUUAAUACGAGAGGAUUAUAUAUUCGAACGUUUCGUAAAAUCGUCCUUUUUUUAUAUUCCUUUAUUUCUUCUUGUCCUUUUCUCUCAUUAAAAGAAUAUAUUUAUUAUCGAGAAUGCGUACGUUAUGGUCGAGUUUGAAAAGAUCUCGUCCAUCUUUGUUUAACGCGGCUUCUAUGUCGCGCAAAAAACUUUUCGUCAAUGGUAACGUAAAUGAUAAAAAUAAAAUGGACAUCAAAAAGAAAUCGGACAUAUCAUCGGGAAAGUCUUAUGUCGAAAGAAAAUAUGUAACUUCGGUUACAACAAAUUCGGCAGUUAUUUUAAGGGAACCACCGAAACCCAAAGGUUUCCCGUUAUUUGGUACGAUAUUUGAAUUUUUAAAUACCGGUGGUGCUAAGAUGCUUCACGAAUACGUUGAUCGUAGGCAUAAAGAAUUAGGACCAAUUUAUAGAGAACGUAUUGGCCCGGUAAUGGCAGUUUUUGUUAAUUCACCCCAAGAAUUUCGAAGAAUUUUUAGACUCGAAGGACCAACGCCAAAACACUUUCUUCCGGAGGCUUGGAUUCUUUAUAAUGAGCUUAGAUCUUUGGAACGAGGAUUGCUUUUCAUGAACGGAGAAGAAUGGUUACAAUAUCGGCGAAUAUUAAACAAGGUGAUGCUGUUAUCAGACCCAACGGACAUGUUUGUUGGUCCAUGCCAAAAGGCUGCUGAGGGAUUAGUAGAAAAAUGGAUAAUUCAACGUAAUAGUGAUGAUACGUUAUCCCAAUUGGAAACUCAACUAUAUCAAUGGUCAAUCGAAGCAAUGUUGGCAACUUUAAUGGGAUCUACAUGGCAUCAACAUAAACCAGUAAUAUCACGUCAUUCGGAAAACUUAGCUAAAUCAUUGCACAAAAUAUUCGAAUAUACAGCUGAGUUAUCAGUAUUACCGGCAAAAUUAGCAAAAACCUUGAGACUACCUUCCUGGAAUAAAUUCGUUGAGUCUGCAGAUUCGGCAUUAAGUAUCGUUCGAACAUUGGUACCGGAAAUGGUUCACCUUGGUGGUGAUGGUCUACUGCAGACGAUGAUGAACGAAGGAAUUCGGGACGAUGAUCUUGUUAGGAUAGUCACUGACUUUAUUAUUGCAGCUGGAGAUACGACAGCUUUCUCAACUCAAUGGAUGCUAUUUUUACUUGGUAAUGAUACCAAAUUGCAAGACAAGUUGUACGAAUCUAUUAAGAAUUUAUCAUCCAAGGAAAUAUUACGUAAUUCAUUGAUAAAAGGAGUUAUCAAGGAAACCCUUAGGCUAUACCCAAUAGCUCCAUUUAUUACGAGAUAUUUGCCAGAGGAUAAUGUCAUUGGUGGAUAUUUUGUACCUAAAGGGGAAUUAAUUUUACUUUCAUUGUAUUCGAGUAGCAGAGAUCCUAUUAAUUUUCCACGACCGAACGAAUUUUAUCCAGAAAGGUGGAUACGAACAGAAAAUGGUAAUUAUCAGGACGUGGUUAAUCCUCAUGCUAAUAUACCAUUUGCUUUAGGAGCAAGAAGUUGCGUAGGUCGUAAACUCGCUGAAAUUCAAAUAUCUCUUGUAUUGGCCGAGCUUGUUCGUACUUUCAAAAUAAAAUGUAUGAAUAAAGACGAAGUGAAAUUGGUAUUGCACUUGAUAUCUGUACCAUCUAAACCAAUAAAGCUUAAAUUAAUUAAGAGAAAUUUUACGGUAAGAUAGUAGAGAAUAAAUUAAGGAUAAUGUCGAUGAUGAAUCGUAGACAAAUUUUUUUUUAUAGUAACUUUUUACAUAUUACA
Messenger RNA from Polistes dominula (European paper wasp), 2074 nucleotides. RefSeq names its product Cytochrome P450 family protein sad (gene sad). The record is from RefSeq and is a predicted model, not a curated record. Gene Ontology annotation, molecular function: heme binding; iron ion binding; oxidoreductase activity, acting on paired donors, with incorporation or reduction of molecular oxygen. NCBI's taxonomy places the organism in Eukaryota, Metazoa, Arthropoda, Insecta, Hymenoptera, Vespidae.